Molecule: messenger RNA, 2157 nt
Organism: Cololabis saira (Pacific saury)
Lineage: Eukaryota; Metazoa; Chordata; Actinopteri; Beloniformes; Belonidae
Gene: hspa5
Product: heat shock protein 5
Exons: 8
Coding region: 79-2052 (657 amino acids)
Biological process (GO): endoplasmic reticulum unfolded protein response; cellular response to unfolded protein; protein refolding
Cellular component (GO): endoplasmic reticulum chaperone complex; endoplasmic reticulum lumen; cytoplasm
Molecular function (GO): heat shock protein binding; misfolded protein binding; ATP hydrolysis activity
Source: RefSeq, a predicted model, not a curated record
GCAGAGCAGCGAGGAACCGCCGAAACAAGAGCCAAAUUCACCCCUAAACCCCAGUCCAGGUGUGUCCGGCAGGUAAAGAUGAAGCUGCUGCUGCUGCUGGUGACGGUCGUCGUGGUGACGGUCGUCGUGGUGACGGCCGACGACGACAGCGACAGGAGGGACAGCGUGGGGACGGUGAUCGGCAUCGACCUGGGGACCACGUACUCCUGCGUGGGCGUGUUCAAGAACGGGCGGGUGGAGAUCAUCGCCAACGACCAGGGCAACCGCAUCACUCCGUCCUACGUGGCCUUCACGGCCGAGGGCGAGCGUCUGAUCGGAGACGCCGCCAAGAACCAGCUGACGUCCAACCCCGAGAACACGGUGUUCGACGCCAAGAGGAUGAUCGGCCGCGCCUGGGCCGACUCGUCCGUGCAGUCGGACAUCAAGUACUUCCCCUUCAAGGUGAUCGAGAAGAAGAGCAAGCCUCACAUCCAGAUCGACAUCGGCGGCGGGCAGAUCAAGACCUUCGCCCCCGAGGAGAUCUCCGCCAUGGUGCUGACCAAGAUGAAGGAGACGGCCGAGGCGUACCUGGGCAAGAAGGUGACGCACGCCGUGGUCACCGUGCCCGCCUACUUCAACGACGCCCAGCGCCAGGCCACCAAGGACGCCGGCACCAUCGCCGGCCUCAACGUCAUGAGGAUCAUCAACGAGCCCACCGCCGCGGCCAUCGCGUACGGCCUGGACAAGCGUGACGGAGAGAAGAACAUCCUGGUGUUCGACCUGGGCGGCGGCACCUUCGACGUGUCUCUGCUGACCAUCGACAACGGCGUGUUCGAGGUGGUGGCCACCAACGGAGACACGCACCUGGGCGGAGAGGACUUCGACCAGCGCGUCAUGGAGCACUUCAUCAAGCUGUACAAGAAGAAGACGGGCAAGGACGUGCGCAAGGACAACCGCGCCGUGCAGAAGCUGCGGCGCGAGGUGGAGAAGGCCAAGCGCGGCCUGUCGGCGCAGCACCAGGCCAGGAUCGAGAUCGAGUCUUUCUUCGAGGGAGAGGACUUCUCCGAGACGCUCACGCGGGCCAAGUUCGAGGAGCUCAACAUGGACCUGUUCCGCUCCACCAUGAAGCCCGUCCAGAAGGUGCUGGAGGACUCGGACCUGAAGAAGCCCGACAUCGACGAGAUCGUGCUGGUGGGCGGCUCCACCCGGAUCCCCAAGAUCCAGCAGCUGGUGAAGGAAUUCUUCAACGGCAAGGAGCCGUCGCGCGGCAUCAACCCCGACGAGGCCGUGGCGUACGGCGCCGCCGUGCAGGCCGGGGUUCUGUCGGGCGAGGAGGACACCGGAGAGGUGGUUCUGCUGGACGUUUGCCCCCUGACCCUCGGCAUCGAGACGGUUGGAGGAGUCAUGACCAAACUGAUCCCCAGAAACACGGUGGUUCCAACAAAGAAGUCCCAGAUCUUUUCUACGGCCUCCGACAACCAGCCCACCGUCACCAUCAAGGUUUAUGAAGGUGAGCGGCCCCUGACCAAGGACAACCACCUGCUCGGCACCUUCGACCUGACGGGCAUCCCCCCUGCGCCGCGCGGCGUCCCGCAGAUCGAGGUCACGUUCGAGAUCGACGUCAACGGCAUCCUGCGCGUCACGGCCGAGGACAAGGGCACGGGCAACAAGAACAAGAUCACCAUCACCAACGACCAGAACCGGCUCACGCCCGAGGACAUCGAGCGCAUGGUGAACGACGCCGAGCGCUUCGCCGACGAGGACAAGCGGCUGAAGGAGCGCAUCGACUCGCGCAACGAGCUGGAGAGCUACGCCUACUCCCUGAAGAACCAGAUCGGAGACAAGGAGAAGCUGGGCGGCAAGCUGUCGGACGAGGACAAGGAGGCCAUCGAGAAGGCGGUGGAGGAGAAGAUCGAGUGGAUGGAGUCGCACCAGGACGCCGAGCUGGAGGACUUCCAGGCCAAGAAGAAGGAGCUGGAGGAGGUGGUGCAGCCCAUCAUCACCAAGCUGUACGGCAGCGCCGGCGGGCCGCCGCCCGAGGGCGGCGAGGCCGAGGAGAAGGACGAGCUGUGAGAGGGCGAGGCCGUUCCCUCGGGGCCGUUCCCUCGGGGCCGUUCCCUCGGGGCCGUUCCCUCGGGGCCGUUCCCUCGGGGCCGUUCCCUCGGGGCCGUUCCCUCG